Molecule: messenger RNA, 1317 nt
Organism: Papaver somniferum (opium poppy)
Lineage: Eukaryota; Viridiplantae; Streptophyta; Magnoliopsida; Ranunculales; Papaveraceae
Exons: 1
Coding region: 1-1317 (438 amino acids)
Source: RefSeq, a predicted model, not a curated record
AUGCAGUUAACAAGAUCAGCAGCUCCAUAUCUAAAUUUCCGUCUUGUUUUAUUAUUAAUCUUCCCUUGUUUUUCAUUCUUCCUUUUUUUAUCUCUUUCUUCCACUAAUAAUAUCUUUUCGACUUGUACCCCUCUCACAAACUUUCUUUCUAACCUCUCAUCAUCGUAUGCAUUACCUCCUCUUCCACCCAUAUCAAAUUCUUCCGAUAGUAGUAGUAAAUCGGUGUCGGAUUCGACUCGGUUGAGAAAAGAAGAUACGAAAAAGAAAGAGUUAUUACGGUCAAGAAUUGCUGUGUGUUUAGUUGGUGGAGCAAGAAAAUUCGAACUCACUGGACCUUCAAUAAUAGAGAAUGUAUUGAACGUUUACCCUAAUGCAGAUCUUUUCUUAAAUUCUCCAUUAGAUAAAGACUCGUUCAAGUUUUCAAUUCUCAAAGACAUUACUCCCAGAAUCGCUUCGAUUCGCAUUUUUAAACCAACUAAGCUAAACGAGACUGAUUUUCACCGGCGCGUCUUCACUCCGAACGGUUCUCCUCACGGAAUACAGGGUUUGCUUCAAUACUUCAGCCUUGUUGAAGGUUGCCUAACACUGAUCAACGCAUUCCAGAUACAGAAUAACUUUACCUAUGACUGGAUCGUCCGAACCCGAGUAGAUGGCUACUGGAACGCUCCACUUUCCCCAGAUAACUUCUUACCGAAUGAUCAUUACCUAGUACCAUCAGGUUCAAGGUAUGGUGGACGCAACGAUAGACUCGGAAUCGGUAAUCUCAACACUUCAAAAGUCGCACUAUCUCGGUUUUCUUUGAUACAACAACUAGACGCAGCAGGGUUUCGUCAACUCAACUCGGAGACUGCUUUCAAAGCUCAACUUACUUCUCAAGGUGUAAAGUUCUUUGAAAAUCGCCUUCCUUUCUGCAUAGUAACUGCUCACAAGUUCGAGUUUCCACCGUCUCGGUAUGGUCUCCCUGUUGCAGCAAUGUCAAGCCCGGGUCCACUCAGCGGGGCAUAUUGUAGACCAUGUACACUCGUUUGUGCUGGUCCAUGCGUGGCUGAUAUUAUGGAGAUUCUAGCAAUAGGUUGGGGUAGGCUUAACGCGGAAAAUGGAACGGUUCAGCUUUGUAAUGCUCAUGGUGAGUGGGAAUCCGGCUGGGAGAAUAAUUUUGACCGAUUUGCAGGAGAGAAGCUCGCGGAGCUAAGGAAACGAGUUAUGGAGUUGAAAUUCGAAAAAUGUGUGCAAGAUUUUGAUGAGAUGAAGGAACGGACGGUUAAUUGGGAUGCUCCAGCUGCUAAACAGAUUUGUGGAAUUGCUUUAAGACAUUAG